AUGGAAAGGUUUAACAACAGCAAUUUUUCCUACUCCCAGGAAAACCAGACAAACUUCUCGGAGGUGACGCUGACUUAUCAGGUGGUAACUUCAUUCUUCAUUGGGACUAUGAUCCUGUGCUCCAUCAUUGGAAAUACUUGUGUGAUCGCAGCUAUAGCGCUGGAGCGCUCUCUCCAAAAUGUGGCCAACUAUUUGAUAGGCUCACUGGCUGUUACAGACCUGAUGGUCUCGGUGUUAGUGCUGCCCAUGGCCGCUUUGCACCAAGUUCUGAAUAAGUGGACCCUGGGACAGGUAACCUGUGACAUUUUUAUCUCUUUAGAUGUGUUGUGUUGUACAUCCUCUAUCCUGCACCUUUGCGCUAUUGCUCUGGACAGGUACUGGGCUAUUACAGACCCAAUAGACUAUGUCAACAAGAGGACUCCCAAACGAGCGGCUGUUCUGAUCAGCCUGACGUGGUUGAUCGGCUUUUUAAUUUCAAUCCCGCCCAUGUUGGGCUGGAGAACCCCCGAAGAUAGAGCUGACCCCGACGCCUGUAGGAUUAGCCAGGACCCCGGCUAUACCAUUUACUCCACCUUCGGCGCUUUUUACAUCCCCCUGAUACUGAUGUUAGUCCUGUACGGGCGAAUAUUCAAAGCCGCCAGGUUCCGCAUCCGCAAGACCGUGAAGAAAACCGAGAAGCAAAAAGUGGCAGACACUUGCCUGACCGUCUCUCCCGCCCCUUUCCAAAAGAAAAGCAACGGCGAGAACAGCAAGAAUUGGAAGCGGAGCGUGGAGCCCAAACCAUCCUGUACCAACGGGGCAGUCAGACAUGGAGAGCAGGGCUCGGCUCUGGAAGUGAUCGAAGUUCAGCAGAACUCCAAAAGUCACCUCCAACUGCCCAACAGCACCAACAGCCAAUCCCCAUCCUGCUUUGAAGCUCGGAAUGAUAAGAACAUUGAAGCGAAGAGAAAGGUGGCUCUCGCCCGGGAGAGGAAGACGGUGAAAACGCUGGGGAUCAUUAUGGGCACUUUUAUCUUCUGCUGGUUGCCAUUUUUCAUUGUAGCCCUUGUGUUGCCAUUUUGUGGACACCAAUGCUAUAUGCCAACCUGGCUCCAUUCUGUCAUUAAUUGGCAAGGCUACUCCAAUUCACUCCUCAACCCCAUCAUAUAUGCUUACUUCAAUAAGGAGUUCCAAAGUGCUUUCAAGAAAAUUAUCAAAUGCAAGUUCUGCAGACAAUGA
Hemiscyllium ocellatum (epaulette shark) is the source of this 1218-nucleotide messenger RNA. RefSeq names its product 5-hydroxytryptamine (serotonin) receptor 1A a (gene htr1aa). Gene Ontology annotation, biological process: regulation of vasoconstriction; adenylate cyclase-activating adrenergic receptor signaling pathway; regulation of behavior. The transcript has a single exon. Gene Ontology annotation, molecular function: G protein-coupled serotonin receptor activity. The record is from RefSeq and is a predicted model, not a curated record. Bases 1 to 1218 code for a protein of 405 amino acids. Gene Ontology annotation, cellular component: plasma membrane. NCBI's taxonomy places the organism in Eukaryota, Metazoa, Chordata, Chondrichthyes, Orectolobiformes, Hemiscylliidae.